UACACAGCUGAUACAGGCACAGCUAAGCAAAAGGAGGAGCUGCUGAGAACGUGGCUUGCUUCCUCGGACCAGCCGUAUAUCGUGGCCACGUCUGCACUAAGCGCCAGCUUCGACUAUGCCCACGUUCGUCUAGUUAUACACAUCAAUAAGCCGUCGUCUUUAGUCGACUUCGCCCAAGAGUCUGGCCGGGCCGGACGAGAUGGAAAGGAGGCGUACUCGCUGGUC
Molecule: messenger RNA, 225 nt
Organism: Mollisia scopiformis
Lineage: Eukaryota; Fungi; Ascomycota; Leotiomycetes; Helotiales; Mollisiaceae
Exons: 1
Biological process (GO): double-strand break repair via homologous recombination
Cellular component (GO): cytoplasm; chromosome
Molecular function (GO): four-way junction helicase activity; 3'-5' DNA helicase activity
Source: RefSeq, a predicted model, not a curated record